UCACAACUCGCAGUAUCAGCACAGUAUACUCACAGAAUACUCUACUCAACUACUCUACUCUCGCUCUCGCUCUCUCUCCUCCUCCAGUCCAGUGCCCAUGCCACGUGUUUCUUUGUUUCGCGUCAGACCGCAAACAGCAAAACAGCCAAAUAUGCGGCCAAGUAUACUGGAGCUAUAAAUGCUGCUCAGCUUCUAUGCCUUCAAUGGACAUGAGGCAUGCUACAAUCUGCUACCAAUUGGCUAGUUAGUACCUCCAUCCGCGUCAGUGACUGUCGCUGACUGAGCUCGCGCAUAAGCAAGAUCACAUCUUCCGUUGUUUGCUCGCAGCUAUGCUCCUGCUGAAGGACUCCUGAUGCCUCCUGUACUUCUACAGAGCAGGGUCAGUCAAGACCCCUCGACUAUAUAUUGGCGCCUGAAUCUGCUUUCAUAGCUACCAGGUAAGCCAAGCAAGAAUGCAUACCAACAAAGGCAAGACUCACAACCUCCCGUUCCUGCUCUCGAUGCUCUCACUCUGCCUCCUCCAAAUGGCCAGCACCCUGGCCUCAUCCUGCGACGGCGAGCUUGCAUCCAUCUUCGGUCUAGAUGUUACCCGAUGGGGUUUCAACUGCACGAAUAUACAAGCUGAAGACAACCUCUGCAUCUUCCCUCCAAAGACGUGUUACUAUUGGAGUCUUAAGCCUGGGCACAAACCUCAGAUGAAAAUCUCUGGCUUAAAAAUCAAAUAUGCACCCUCAGCAAAAGACCUUCGUAUCAGACCAUGCAAAAUGCUACCAGAAGAAGACUUCAUCUUUCCCUGUUGGAUCUUGAAAUUGGAUUGGUCCAAUGAACAGGGAAGGCAGUUGUUUGCGCCGCAGUAUCGAGCUCAUGGCAACCCUCACAUCAUCUUUUGUGGCCAAGAAACCAGGCAAGACAGUAGCAUCCCAAAGAACUUUGCACGGCAAGCAAAAGCGUUGUUUCCAAAUCAUGACUAUGUUGCUUCGUGCGCUCUUCACUAUGAUCCUGAUCGUGGACAGAAGAUGUCGUGUUCGCUAUUCACUGCUCCGUGCUAGAAAGGAGCUCGUCUCAACGCUCAUUGCAGUGACAGCAUGGAGACUUGUUUGUCGAGCAUUGGAAACUGACAAAUGCCCGUGCAACUGCAUUGCUAUCGUCGAGCUCUUCUUCAUACUCUUCUGCGACCGAAUCUGAUUCAUUUGUCGUGGUUGCUGCAUCAUGCUGCCAUUGGGCUCGUUUGGGCAAGAAUUACAAUCAAUGUUCAAUGUGUAAAGAAGAGUGAAUUGUGCUAAGAUACUGUUUGUUUAAGGAUAAAGGACUUGAAAGCUUGCUUGCUAGCCAAGCGUCUUUGUAGUUGAAACAUA
Protomyces lactucae-debilis is the source of this 1355-nucleotide messenger RNA. RefSeq lists its product as uncharacterized. The coding region runs from base 453 to 1049 and encodes 198 amino acids. Lineage: Eukaryota; Fungi; Ascomycota; Taphrinomycetes; Taphrinales; Protomycetaceae. The record is from RefSeq and is a predicted model, not a curated record. The transcript has a single exon.